Messenger RNA from Abrus precatorius (Indian licorice), 3141 nucleotides. Its product is annotated as protein CLMP1. The coding region runs from base 195 to 2537 and encodes 780 amino acids. Gene Ontology annotation, molecular function: protein binding. The transcript is spliced from 2 exons. Lineage: Eukaryota; Viridiplantae; Streptophyta; Magnoliopsida; Fabales; Fabaceae. The record is from RefSeq and is a predicted model, not a curated record.
AAAACCCAACAUAAACUGCUGAACUAACUAAGCUACCACCUUUUAUUUUUUUAAUCAUUCGCGCUAGCUUCUUCUUCUAGAGUCUUCCACUGGCACUGGCUAUUCGCUGCAAAAACUAUCCAAUUUUUUGGCGGAGCUUUCAUUCGGCUUCUCACUGGUUUAGGUGAAUAAUCCCGUGGGGGAAGGAUAAUACUAUGGGGAAAUCAGGGGGUAGAAAAAAGAAGGGUGGUUUGAAUUCUUCAAACCAAGGUCACGUUGAUAGUGUAGGUUCUGCUGCAGCCCCAACGGCUAAUGGUGGGGUUGAGUUGGAUUCAUCUAUCUUUUUGAAGAAAGCGCAUGAGCUGAAGGAAGAAGGGAAUAGAAGGUUUCUGAAUCAGGAUUAUGCUGGUGCUCUUGAACAGUAUGAGAAUGCUCUUCGACUAACCCCCAAAACGCACCCUGAAACUGCUGUUUUUCACAGCAACAGGGCCGCGUGUUUGAUGCAAAUGAAGCCCAUAGAUUAUGAAGCCGUGAUUGCUGAGUGCACCAUGGCGCUUCAGGUGCAGCCCCGUUUUGUCCGGGCUCUUCUCCGCAGGGCUCGGGCUUUUGAAGCCGUUGGCAAGUAUGAAAUGGCUUUGCAAGAUGUGCAGUUCUUGUUGACAGCUGACCCUAACCACCGGGAUGCUUUGGAGAUUGCUCAGAGACUCAGGACUGCAGUGGGACCUCGCCAGGAAGCCCAGCAGGACCUCCACAGUCGCCCCUCCCCUGCUGCCCUUGGCGCUUCUGCGGUCCGUGGUGCCCCUAUUGCUGGAUUAGGGCCAUGUUUGCCAGCUCGGCCUGCGCAGAAGAAGGGAGCAAAUUCAGCCGUUGGAUCAGUCUUGUCGCCUAAUAAUAACAAGCUAGACAAGUCCCAACCAGUUUUGCCAACUGAAAAUGGUCCUGAGACUAAGUCCCAGUUGCCAAAACUGGCAUUGAAGCCUUCAAAUGGUUCUGCAAAGCCACGUAAUCCUAAAAAGGAAGACCACAAGGAACAGUCAUCUCAUGCAUCAGGUAUACUUGGGAAGCAUUCUGAGGUUGCAAUUAAGUGGAGGCCAUUGAAGCUUGUUUAUGAUCAUGACAUUAGGCUUGCCCAGAUGCCAGUCAAUUGCGGUUUUAGAGUACUAAGAGAUAUAGUGAGCAAAAGAUUUCCAUCGUCUAGUUCAGUUCUGAUCAAGUAUAAGGAUAGUGAUGGUGAUUUGGUUACUAUAACCUCUACCGAUGAACUCAGACUAGCAGAGUCUAGUGUCGAUAGCCAUCUCCUGAAAGAACCAGAAGCAGAUAAAAGUGAUUCAGUUUCGAUGCUGAGACUGCAUAUUGUUGAAGUUAGUCCAGAGCAGGAGCCACCUUUAUUGGAAGAAGAGGAAGAAAAACCUGUUGAGAAUGAAGGGACCAAAGGAGAAGAGAGUGGCUCUCAUUCUUCCCUUGGUGAAUCUGUAUCUGAAGUUCCUGAUACUGAGGUUGAUAAGAUAGGGAAGAAUGCUCCAAAGGAAAAGUCUGGAGCCCCAGGAGAUACUGAAUGCAAAGAAGUGGAGAUGGAUGAUUGGUUGUUCGAGUUCGCUCAGCUUUUCCGCUCACAUGUUGGUAUUGAUCCAGAUGCUCAUAUUGACUUGCAUGAGCUUGGGAUGGAGCUUUGUUCUGAGGCACUUGAGGAAACAGUAACUAGUGAGGAGGCUCAGGAUCUAUUUGACAAGGCUGCUUCAAAGUUUCAGGAGGUGGCUGCUUUGGCAUUCUUCAACUGGGGUAAUGUUCACAUGUGCGCUGCUAGGAAGCGGAUCCCCCUGGACGAGUCUGCUGGGAAGGAGGUAGUGGCAGAACAGCUUCAAGUGGCUUAUGACUGGGUCAAGGAAAAGUAUUCUUUGGCAAGAGAGAAGUAUGAGGAAGCACUCUUGAUCAAACCUGACUUUUAUGAGGGACUCUUGGCUCUGGGGCAGCAACAAUUUGAAAUGGCUAAACUUCAUUGGUCUUUUGCACUUGCUAAGAAGAUAGAUCUAUCAGGCUGGGAUUCUAAGGAGACACUUCAACUCUUUGACAGUGCAGAGGAAAAGAUGAAAGCUGCAACAGAUAUGUGGGAGAAGCUGGAGGAACAGAGAGCAAAAGAGCUAAAGGACCCAAAUGCAACCAAGAAAGAAGAAUUGUUGAGAAGAAGAAAGAAACAAGGAGGUGGUACUGAAGGUGAGCCUUCUAGUGUUGGAGGUCAGGGUGAUAUAUCUGCCGAAGAAGCUGCAGAGCAAGCAGCAGUCAUGAGAUCACAGAUUCACCUCUUCUGGGGUAAUAUGCUUUUUGAAAGAUCCCAAGUUGAAUGCAAAUUGGGAAUGAGUGGAUGGAAGGAAAAUCUGGAUGCUGCAACUGAGCGGUUUAAGCUUGCAGGAGCUUCUGAGGCAGAUAUUUCGAUGGUUCUAAAGAAUCAUUGCUCAAAUGGAGAUGCCAGAGAAGGAGAUGAUGAAAAGGUUGUGAACCCACAGCACAAUAAGACUGGUAAACCGGAGAUCAAUAAGGCCAAUCAAGUUAGAGAUAAAUGAUGUGGCUUUGAAAUCUCUUUUACAUCUGUUCAGUUGUGUCUUGAAUGAAGACUCUGGAUGAAGAAGAUCCUUGUCAUUCAGAGGUCAGGAGGGAUGUGAAUUUUUUUGAAACAGAAAUCGAAAAUUUAGGGUGCCUAGCUCUGCUCUUUUUUCUUAUUUUCUCUGAAGUUCUCAGUGAUCUAAUGAUGGGGGAUUAUUUUUUUAACAUUAUUUACACAAUUAUCAAUUUCCAUCAAUCAAUUUCACUUGCUGAUCAGUCAUUUUCGUCCCCUGCUUUGUUCUUACUGCUGUUGCAACGUAAUUGAGGAUGCGUACUUGGUCAAGUCUUGAAAUUGGUUUUGUUUGGUCUUGCCAAUAUGCUGCAUGUGUUACUGAUUUUAUAACGUGAAGUUUUAGAGGGUUAUGCUUAGAAUUUGUUACGUUCGAUCGUAGAUUGAGCUUGUGUCAUUAGCAUUUGAGACAGUGAGUGAAAUUGAUGUAAUUGGGAGAGUUAUUGGAAAAAGGCUUAGUUUGACAAGUUUCACCUUGUAGUUUUUUAUUUUUUGGGUCAAAAACCUUGCGGCUUAUAAUAUGCUACAAAGGGCUUAUAAGAGGCUCUCCAAGU